Didymodactylos carnosus is the source of this 1362-nucleotide messenger RNA. Lineage: Eukaryota; Metazoa; Rotifera; Eurotatoria; Philodinida; Philodinidae. The record is from the annotation of a GenBank genome assembly.
AUGGAAAAUCUUGGCCAUACUAAUGAUUCAUCAACGGCACCUGUUUCGAAUUUUGCUAUAGGAAGUGCACUUUUGGGCAUUGGAAUUUUAAUAUUCUCCUUUUUCUAUCUAUUUGUCAAACAAAAAGGAAAAUCAACUACAGAAGAAUCAGAUCAAAAGCCAAAUGCACCAGAUCACAAGCCAUCUCAACCAACUCUUAUUCCGCAAUCCAAAAUUGUAAAACCAGAUACAUUUAAAUUUACGCACCCUUGGCUUUGUGCUUCGCUUCGUGGACACGCAAAAGAUGUGACUGGUCUGGAUUUCAGUCAUAAUGAUAAAUAUUUGGCAUCAACUGGAAGAGACGAAAAGGUUUUUCUUUGGCAAGUGAAGGAAUUUGAGUCUAGAGACCACAGAAAUACUCAGUGUAAUGUUGAACUUGGUGGAGCCUUAAACGUUAAAUUCAGUCCAGACGGGAGAGCAUUUCUUAUUAAUUUAAUCAAUGAAAAUAUAAUACGUGCAUACAAAUUUGCAAAACGUGAUGAUGGUUUACCAAAAGAUAUAAAACAGGUGUUAGACUUUAGCAAAAAGCACGAGCGUGAGAUUAUUGCCAUUGGUAUUGCUUCGAGUGGCAAGUUUAUUAUGUCGGCGUCGGCUGAUACGAAGAUCAUUAUAUGGGAUACGAAAGGUGAAGUUUUAAGCUCAUUAGAAACUCAUCAGGGACAUUUAAAUCAUGCCUCUGUAUCACCAUGUGGUCGAUUUUUUGGCAGUAGUGGAUUCACGCCAGAUGCUCGUUUUUUUGAAGUAUGUUUUGAUAAAACAACAGGAAAUUUUAAAGAAGUUCGAAAAGCAUUCGACUUGAAAGGGCACAAUGCAUCAGUGUUAUAUUUUAGUUUAAACAAAGAUUCAACAAGAGCAGCAACUUUAUCCAAAGAUAAAACAUGGAAAUUGUAUAAUACGGAUGUUGAUUAUGUCCAUAAACAAGAUGCAAAAUGUUUGUACACUGGUACAUUUGAUAAAAUCAAUAUGAUCAAAACUGGUCUGAUUGCAUUAUCACCUGACGCCUUAUCGUGUGUUAUAGCAAUCGAUUCAAAUCUAUAUUUUUAUAACCUUGGAGGGACAGAAAAAAUAUGUGAACAAGAAAUUGUUGAUGUUCACUCAGAAUCAAUUUGUUCGAUGAUAUUUGACAGUACUGGAAAAUAUUUGGCCACAGCUGGUGAUAGACAAAUAAGAAUAUUUUAUAAUGUUGCAAACUUGAAAGCAAUGAUCGAUGAAUUAAGUGAAAAAUCGAAAGUAACAAAACAAUUGUCGUUAAAAGAACGUAUCGAUGAACAGAUUAUGGACGCAAGAGAGCAGCUUAACAAAAUAUUAAAUCGUACUCAAUGA